Molecule: messenger RNA, 939 nt
Organism: Danaus chrysippus (African queen)
Lineage: Eukaryota; Metazoa; Arthropoda; Insecta; Lepidoptera; Nymphalidae
Source: the annotation of a GenBank genome assembly
AUGGAUGUUAAUGAUGUCCACAGGGAUUUUCAAGGAGCUUUACAAGUCGUGUUCGACUUACUAUGGACUUUGAUAAAAGUCAACUAUUUGACGGUGGUCGGUAUGUGGCGGACCAUCAUGCCGCCAGAUCCCAAGGAUGUACGAGAUGAAAUCGUUCUCAUCACGGGUACCGGUCAUGGCAUCGGUCGGGAGAUGGCGCUGAGGUUCGCAAGACUCGGAGCUACCCUGGUGUGUGUGGACAUCAACGCAUCCACCAAUGAGGACACAGUCAGGAUGAUCAAACAGGAGAAGAAUAAGGCAUUCAGUUAUCAGUGUGAUGUCACCGAUCGUGCUGCAGUGAUGCAAAUGGCUGAAAAGAUUCGUCGUGAGGUCGGCGAGGUGUCGAUCCUCGUGAACAACGCUGGUAUCAUGCCUUGCAAGCCCUUCCUCAACCAGACGGAAAAAGAAAUAAGACUGAUGAAUGACAUCAAUGUCAACGCUAAUCUAUGGAUGAUCCAAGCUUUCCUUCCAUCAAUGAUGGAGAGGAACCACGGUCAUAUAGUAGCGAUGUCCUCUAUGGCUGGGUUGAUGGGACUUCGCAACCUGGUCCCUUACUGCGGGUCAAAAUACGCUGUGAGAGGCAUUAUGGAGGCAUUGGCUAUCGAACUCAAAGAGGAUCCUAGAGAGUUUAGUGGAAUUAAAUUCACAACUAUAUGCCCCUACAUGGUGGACACCGGGCUAUGCAAGAAACCCCGCAUCCGUUUUCCUAGUUUAAUGAAGGUGGUGUCAGCUGGGGAGACAGCUGACUUGAUCGUUGAUGCUGUGAGGAGAGAAAUCUUGGAGAUCACCGUCCCACAUGAACUGCACUUCAUGAAUAGAUACGUUUAUCGUGUCCUACCGUUCCCCGCUGCUGUCGCAUGGAACGAGUUUUUCAACACUGGUGUUGACUCCCACGAAUGA